CGACGGGUCCGGGCUCGCGCAACUUUCAGUUCACGGCCUACACGUCCGACGUGAGCAUCGGCGAGAUCUUCACCUCGCUAGCCGUCGGCUCGUGCGUGUGCGUACCCUCAGACUGGGACCGCAAGAACAACCUAGCGGGCUCGAUGCGGGACCUAGACGUAAACUGGGCCUUCUUCACACCCAGCGUGGCAGCCCUGCUAAAGCCUACCGAGGUCCCGUCGCUGCGCACGCUGGUAUUCGGAGGCGAGACGGCCUCGCCCGAGAACUUCCAGACCUGGGCGCCGGCGCUGUACCUCAUCAACAGCUUCGGGCCGGCAGAGUGCUCCAUCUGGACGCAUUGUGUCCCGCGGCCCAUCGCGGCCGGUAGUGAUGUGGGCAGCACCAUCGGCUAUGGCGUGGGCUGCGUGACAUGGAUUGUCGACCCUGUCAACUACCACCGCCUACGGCCGAUCGGGGCCGUUGGUGAAAUGUUAAUCGAGGGACCAAACGUUGCGGAUGGUUACUUCAACGAGCCCGGCAAGACGGCCAGCACUUUCGUGUGGGACCCGGCUUGGAAGCCUGCUGACCGCCAGGGAGGGCCCAUGCGAUUGUACAAGACGGGAGACCUGGCCCGCCAUCUCCCCAAUGGCAUGGUGCAGUACCUCGGCCGGUGUGACCACCAAGUCAAGCUCAACGGACUGCGCGUGGAGCUAGGCGAGAUCGAGCACCAGAUACGAGGGCUCAUUCACGACGACGGCAUACUUGUGGCUGUUGAAGUGGUAUCUCUCCGCGGAGCAGGCACAGAUUCGCUGCGCGUGCUGGCGGCCUUUUUUGCGCUCAAGGAAGCGCCCGCGGCCGAGGAGGACCGAGGCAACGACAAGGGCAACAGCGCCGCAGUCCCGAAGGAGGGGACCGAGCUUACAGACCUCCUUGUCCGAUCGAGCAUCCCGCGCAUGGCCGCCGCGUUGAAGGGCCUCGAGGUCGCCUUGCCCGCAGCCUUGCCCAGCCACAUGGUGCCGGCGGCGUACAUACCGCUGCGCGAGAUGCCACUAACCGCGUCGGCGAAGACGGACCGGGGGGCGCUCAAGCGCCUCGCGAGCACGCUGUCGGCCGAAGAGCUCACCCAGCUGGGUGCUGUGGCUGCGGGCGACCAGCAGGUCCGACAAGGACCGAGCACGGUGAUGGAACGCCUCCUCGCCCGGCUGUGGGCCGCCGCGCUCAACCGCAGCUUCGAGAUGCCUGUGGACGUGCGCGACAACUUCUUCAAGAUCGGCGGCGACUCCCUGGCGGCCAUGCGGCUCGUGUCCCUGGCCAUGAAGGACGGCAUCCGCUUGUCGGUCGAGCAGGUCUUAAGGCUGCCCAGGCUACGGGAUAUGGCACUGGCAGCCUCUCCGCUGAUAGACAAUACCACCCAAUCCAAAGAAGACGAGCAGCAAAGGCAUGACAAGGACAAGGAGAAGAAGGGGGGUGUCGAGGCGGCCGCAGCCCCGUUUGCCUUGGUUGGUGGGCCGCCGGCCAUAGCGAGCGCCUUACAGUCGGCGUCUGCGCAGCUGGGCGUGGACGAGACCGACGUCCAAGAUAUAUACCCUUGCAUUCCACUCCAGGAGGGUCUUCUAGCCCUAUCCCAGGGCACGCACCACAGCUACGUCGCGCAGAUGGUGUAUGAGCUGCCGUCGGGCCUUGACCUUGAGCGCUUCGAAUCCGCCUGGCGCUCCGUGUUUGAACAUUGGCCCAUCCUGCGCACACGCUUCUUCGCGUGGCGCCGAACCGACGGGACCUCGCGGUUAAUGCAGGCCGUGAUCAGGGAGCGCUGGGUGAGCUGGCGGCGGUCGGGCAGCCUCGCAGACUAUCUAGCGUUGGACAGUCGAGACCGGAUGCAGGUGGGUGACCGCAUGGUCCGCCUGGCUGUCUUGCACAACGAGGCCGGGGCCGGGGCCGGGGCCGGGUCCGAGAGCGGACAGCCAGCCUAUUUUGUCAUGACAGUCCACCAUGCCAUCUACGACGGGUGGAUGCUGGGUCUGCUGCUGAGCUCGGUCCGGCACGCAUAUGCGGGCCUGAGCCCGGCCGAGGGGGCGACACCAUAUCGUGCAUUCGUCGCCCACGUGGAGGCCCGCGACGCCGAGAGCAGCCGGACUUUCUGGCAGAGCUACAUCGGCGACGCCCCGCACUUGGGGUGGCCGGCGCUCCCGGGGCCAGCCUUCCGGCCACGUUCGUCGUCGGUAUGCGAGAGGACGGCCCUUCUGCCUACCGGCGGCCGGGGACAGACGAGCGGCUUCACCUCGACGGCGUUGGUGCGCGCAGCGUUUGCCAUCCUGCUCGGCGCCUACUCGGAUGCCGACGACAUCACCUUCGCGUCCACGGUAUACGGCCGUGCCGUCGUCCUCAACGAGGGCUCGGCCGCUACGGUGGCCGGACCAACCCUCGCCACAUUGCCCGUCCGCGUCCGCGUGCAACGGGAGCUGCUGCUGCGCGAGGUCAUGGCUUCGGUUCAGGCUGACGCUGCCGCCAUGCUGGCCCACGAGCAGGAAGGGAUGCAAAACAUCCGCAGGCUUAACCUUGAGGCCCUAGCCACGAUCGAUGCCCAAGCACUACUGGUAGUGCAAGCCGACGGCGAGGACGUUGUUACGAACCGAGGUAGCGUGGCACCCCAGUUGGUCCUGCACCCUAGGUCAACCUCCUCCGGGCUAGCCAAUGGCUUCCUCAGCAGCGCUAUGGUGCUUGAAGCGACCGUCUCGGGCGACAAGAUGCACUUGGUAGCUACGCACGACGACCGCAUCAUAACGGCACGCGCAGCAGAGCGGUUCUUGCGUCAGAUGUCUCAUAUCACGUCGCAGUUGUGCGAAGUCGGUGCCUCGGAACAAUCGGUGGAUCUGCGCGUCGCCGACCUGGAGCUGAUUCCUCCCGAGGACGCUGACGAGAUGAUGGGUUGGAACUCUGUCGUUCCCGCACCGGCCCGGGAACUGAUUCAUGAACUUGUCGCAGCGCAGGCCGCCGAGCAGCCCGACGCCGAGGCCCUUGUCUCGUGGGAAGGGACCCUCAAGUACCGGGAGCUCAACGAGCUGUCAGACCGGCUGGCUGCCUAUUUGUGGACGCACUGCGCACUCCGGUCUGGUGGACACGUGCCGCUGGUAUUCGAGAAGAGUAUGUGGACCGUGGUCGCCAUGUUGGCCGUCCUCAAGGUCGGAGCAUCCUGCGCGGCCAUGGAUCCGGGGCACAGCCCCGAGAAGCUGCGAGAGCUGGCGGCCGAUAUCGACGCCGGGUUUGUGCUGUGCAGCGAGUCUCUUCAGGAGCUGGCUUCCAAGGUGGGCAUGCCGACGUUCUCGGUUGGGCCGGCUACGUGCCUCGGUGGGGAGGGCCUGCUUCCAGGGGAAAAUGGAGCAUCUGACACUAUCACCCCCGACCAUGCCGCUUUUCUGUUGUUUACCAGCGGCAGCACGGGCAAGCCCAAGGCCAUCGUCAUCGACCAUGCCGCCUUCUGCAGCAGCAUCCGUGGCCAUGGCGAGACCUUGUGUUACCGCAAGGGAUCAAGAAACCUACAGUUCACGGCCUACACUUCGGACGUCAGUAUGGGGGAAAUCUUCACUUCGCUCAGCCGUGGCGCUACUGUGUGUAUUCCGUCGGAUGACGAACGCAUGAACGACCUUGCAGGCGCCAUGGAGCGGAUGCGGGUCGACUGGGCUUUCCUUACCCCUAGCGUUGCGUCGCUGCUCCGCCCGGAUCACGUACCGACCCUCCGCACGCUGCUCUUUGGUGGGGAGACUGCCACCGUAGCCAACGUGGAGAUGUGGGCAACAAAGGUGCAUCUCAUCAACAGCUUCGGUCCGGCCGAGACAUCCAUCUGGAGUCAUGCACACCCGCGCUUCCAAGAAACCGACGACGGCUCGGACAUCGGCUGGUCCUUGGGGUGCGCCACAUGGAUCGUCGAUCGGGAGAACCAUAAUAGGCUUAUGCCCAUCGGCGCUAUCGGCGAGCUUUUGGUGGAAGGACCCAACGUAGCGGCUGGCUAUUACAACAACCCGUCCAAGACGCGCGCUGUCUUCCUGAAGGGCGAGCAGCUCUCCUGGCUGCCAGCGAACAGGCGCACCAACCGCAUCUUCUGCUUGGGCGACCUGGCCCGGUGGAUGCCAGACGGGCGCGUGCAAUUCCUAGGGCGCCGGGACGCGCAGGUUAAACUGCACGGGCUCAAGGUGGAUGCGAACGAGGUCGAGAACGCCAUACGCGCCGUGCUGCAGGAUUCCGCCGAGGUUGCCGUCGAGCUGGUGCGCAGCCCAGAGCGGCACGCUGAAGACGCACGCCUUGUAGCCUUCAUAAGCUGCACUCCGCCCAACCUGCCACAGGACCGCCAACAACCCGCUAUCGUCCAAGAUAGGGAGACCCUCGAGCGUUUUGCCGUACGCGCUGCCGGCCUGCGCACCAAGCUGGCCUCGCGGCUGGCCACCUUUAUGAUUCCCAGCUUCUUCAUCCCCUUGACGGCUAUGCCGCUCAGCCAGUCGGCCAAGACGAAUAGAAAGCUCCUCCACGACCUCCUCGCUGGUCCCAUCCGGCACGGCUUUGCCCAGCUCGCCCACUUCACCUUCCCACAGCGAGACGAGAUACAGCCGCCCACGGGCCCGAUGGAGAAGAGGCUGCACGCUAUCUGGAGCUCGGCGCUGGCCCUGGAUCCCUGCGACUUCGGCGUUGAGGCCGACUUCUUCGAGAAGGGCGGCGAUUCCAUAGCCGCCAUGAGGAUGUCGUCGCUAGCUCGAGCUGUUGGCGUCUGGCUGUCUGUCCAGGACAUAUACGACCACCCCCGGCUGCUAAAUCUGGCCAGCGUGCUGGCCGGCCGAGCCCCAGCCGAGACAAUCAACGGCAUCGACCCACUCAAAGCCGAUGGCGUCGCGCCUUUCUCUCUCCUACCCACGCCUUUGCAAGGGCAAACACAAAACCUCAUUGCCAAAGCGGCCGAGGUUUGCCAAGUGCUUCCGGCCCAUGUCCUUGAUAUCUAUCCUUGUACACCUACGCAACGGUCCAUCGUGAGCAGAACCAUGGCUCGCCCGGGCGCCUGGUGGCUGCAUAACGUUUUUGAUGUUCCAGCGGAUAUCGAUCUCCCGCGUCUGGAACGGGCGUGGCACCGUGUUGUGCAGGCCCACGAUAUCCUGCGCACGCGCGUCUUGAUCCACGAGGGACACUACCUCCAAGCCGUACUCUGCCCGCCUACUGUGAUCCAGCACGUUCGGCACGACGCCGGGGGGACAUCGCUGCAGGAAUUCCUCGACAGUGACAUGCAUCGAUUACGACGAAUGCCGAGCUUGGAGGGCCAGCCGCUGGUCAGCGCCACCCUGUUAAACGAGGCGCAUUUUGUACUGACCCUGCAUCACUCGGUCUAUGACGCUUGGUCCUUAACCAACAUGUUUAACCAUCUCGAGCAAAUGUACCUAGCCGAUCGAGACCCCGGGACCGACGGUUACCACCCGCCCCAGUUCAAGUCGUUUGUGAAAGCCCUGCUCGACCAGAACCGCGCUCAGGCUGUUGACUUCUGGACCACGUCCCUUGCCGAAGCCAAGACCAAGCCGAUCGCCCAGCUCGACCAGCUCGACCAGGGCUUCACACCUAACAGAGUGCUGCGUCAUAGGAUAGAACUCCCUACCGGCGUCGGAGCCGGGGCCGGGGCCGGAGCUGGCACCGCCACACAUGCCGAAGUCACCUACGCCGCCGUAGCUCUUGCCUUGCACUGUCAGUCGCAGACGCCAGACACACUGCUCCGGAUUAUCUCGACAGGACGCACAUCACCGACAAUUCCCGACAUCGCGGAGCUGGUCGGCCCGACCGUGACCGUGGUGCCGCUACUUAUCCAACGUCGUACCACCCGGGUACCCGAGUAUCUUGCGCACGUGCGCGCACAGCUACGGCGUGCAGCACCCUUCGAGCACUUCGCCAUGGAUGAGGCGGCGCACCUAGCUCCCACCGCCGGAAACGCGUACCGUGCCGCGCCACAGGUCGUCGUGCACCCCCACGACCCCUAUACCGAGCAGCCGGCCACCAAGAUAAACCUGCGCCGCCGCGAACUGUCGGUUCUCGCCGGCGAUGGCGCGGCAUUCACCGUCGAUGUGUCACUGGUGGUGCAGGGCAAGGUGCUGCAGGCGCUGGAUGUCCGUGUCAUAUUCGACGACCGCGCCGUGAACGAGAAGUCUUUGCGGCGGCUCAUCGCCGACCUCGACCUCAUCACACGGCGGCUCAUGUCGGGCGCGUAUGGAGACAAGGAUACAGCAGCGCUGACCAAGAUGGAGUCGGAGGAGAGGAAGACGGAGUAAUCGGAAUUGUCUUCUGUAAUAGCCGCUAAGCUGUCAGCAACUCGAUAGAACAAGCCAGGAAAGCGUAGACCAUAUCUGAGUACUAGCCGUUAGCGUACCACCCCCCUUCAUGUGCGCCCUGCUCGUCGACUUUGCAGAACCGGAGUGGAGGAUACCAAGUACACGCCUUCUUCAAUACUUCCUCGGUGUUUCGCCUGAUUUUAGGCUCCGGUAGGGACGGGAAUUCUUCCGUAC
Molecule: messenger RNA, 6503 nt
Organism: Chaetomium fimeti
Lineage: Eukaryota; Fungi; Ascomycota; Sordariomycetes; Sordariales; Chaetomiaceae
Exons: 1
Coding region: 144-6269 (2041 amino acids)
Biological process (GO): amino acid activation for nonribosomal peptide biosynthetic process; secondary metabolite biosynthetic process
Cellular component (GO): cytoplasm
Molecular function (GO): phosphopantetheine binding; catalytic activity
Source: RefSeq, a predicted model, not a curated record